AUGCGAUACUUCUUUGCUCUUUGCUACUUAAUCCAGUCUAUCUCUGCCCCCAGUCUGUCGAUAGAGUCUUCUGGUGGCAAUUCCUCAAGCCAGCUUCUCUGCGGCGUGCUUUACGAGGAUAUUUAUCACUCUGGGGAUGGCGGUUUGUACGGCGAAUUGAUCCGCAAUUGUGCUUUUCAGGGUUUAUCUAAAGAUCGCGUUGCUAGCCUCGACUGCACUUUGGACUUUUGGCACCUAGUCGGCGGUGUUACCCUCUCUGUUGAUGAUUUAAAGCCUGUGUUGUCUUCCAGCCUGCCGUAUUACCUACGCAUAGAUGUCCCUAAGGGAGCAACUGGCAAGGUAGGCUUCUAUAACAACGGCUUCUGGGGUUUUGACGUUGAUGCUACCGAGCGGUAUAUCUCCAGCCUACAAAUCAGAGGCGACUAUAACGGUUUGGUCGAGCUUGCUGGAAAGUCCCUCCAUAUUAACCUGCUAAGUCUUUUCAAGCAAACCUAUAAGAAUCGUGGCAAUGGUCUGCGAAAAGACCUUGCACUAGCUGUGGAUGACCUAGGCGCCUUAUGGAUCAGAUUGCCGGGCCGCAAUAACAUGGAAGGUCUUUGCUUUCCCUAUCACUUUAAGUGGAACGAGACUUUCGGCGAACUCAAGAACCGACCUGGUAGACUGGGCACUUGGGGUGAUAUCAACACGGACGGCUUCGAUAUCCUUGAGCAGAUGCAGAUGGCCAAGGACUUGGACCUUACUGUUGUGCUUGGACUCUUUGCUGGGCUCUAUCUCAAUGGAGACAUUAUUGCAGAAGAGGAUCUUGGGCCUUACGUCGAUCUGGCUUUGAGCGAACUAGAGUUUCUCAUGGGUGAUGCAUCUACAAAGUACGGUUCGCUGCGUGCCUCUCUCGGAUACCGCAAGCCGUUCACUGUUGACUGGGUCGAGAUCGGAAAUGAGGACUACCUCAACGGCGGUACAUCGACAUACUACUCGUACCGCUUCAAAGCAUUGUACGACGCCAUUCGUGCCAGGUACCCCAAGAUGAACGUAGUCUCAUCUAUCAAUCCGUCACCAUCACCUGACAAAGGAAGCGGAGGCAUGGUUGACAUUCAUACCUAUGAUAACGAAGCCCAUUUCGUCAAAUUGUUCAACACCUUCGACCAGGCGAGCCGAGAUUAUCCCGUAUUCGUGGCUGAAUAUGCAGCCAUCCGAUCGGGCUCAAACACCGGUGGUGAAAUUGGCGCGCAAACUUUCUCGAUGGCUUGUGCAGAGGCAAUAUUUCUGCUCGGCUGUGAGAGAAACUCAGACGUGAUUAUAGGUAGUGCGUAUGGCGCUUUCAUCAAGCAAUAUGACGAAGAGCCGGGAACCGUGGCAGUGAUGAAACACACAGCCAACCAGAUCCUCAAGACGAACAGCUUUUAUGUACAAAAGCUCUUCGCUGCCAACUUGGGUUCCGAGACUGUCCCUGUCAAUGCCACUGGAGGAAGUUUCGGUCCUGUCUAUUGGUCUGCAACAAAGAAUGGGGGCAAGACCUUGCUUAAGCUGGUCAACUACAAUGGCAAAAAAGGUGCUGCUAAUGCGGUCAAGGUCACGGUCAAGGGAUCCAAAGCCAACAGGGCUACGCUCCACUGUCCUCUCCGCACCAGACGGGUCUAG
Messenger RNA from Fusarium subglutinans, 1638 nucleotides. RefSeq names its product glycoside hydrolase superfamily. The coding region runs from base 1 to 1638 and encodes 545 amino acids. Gene Ontology annotation, biological process: L-arabinose metabolic process. The record is from RefSeq and is a predicted model, not a curated record. The transcript is spliced from 4 exons. NCBI's taxonomy places the organism in Eukaryota, Fungi, Ascomycota, Sordariomycetes, Hypocreales, Nectriaceae. Gene Ontology annotation, molecular function: alpha-L-arabinofuranosidase activity.